Neopelma chrysocephalum (saffron-crested tyrant-manakin) is the source of this 2808-nucleotide messenger RNA. RefSeq names its product proline rich and Gla domain 1 (gene PRRG1). NCBI's taxonomy places the organism in Eukaryota, Metazoa, Chordata, Aves, Passeriformes, Pipridae. Gene Ontology annotation, cellular component: extracellular region. The transcript has 6 exons. The record is from RefSeq and is a predicted model, not a curated record. The coding region runs from base 116 to 802 and encodes 228 amino acids. Gene Ontology annotation, molecular function: calcium ion binding.
GGGGAGUUUAUACUGGCUCAAGGAAACGUGUGAUGGGGAGGGAAAGAGUUUAUUUUUGUUGUACAUAAAUGAGUAGACUUAAUACUGCAAGUUCCCUGCCUUGACAGCAAUCAUCAUGGAUAGUGUGUUCUUAACAGAGGACAAAGCCAACUCUGUGUUAAAAAGAUACCCAAGAGCCAACACGUUUCUGGAAGAAUUAAAGCAAGGUGACAUAGAACAUGAAUGCAGAGAAGAAAUCUGUAGCUAUGAAGAAGCAAGAGAAGCAUUUGAAAAUGAGGAAAAAACGAAGGAGUUCUGGAAAGUCUACAAAAACGGACUUCAGGGAGAAAGUAACACAGGACAUACCUGGUAUUCAUUUUACCUUGCGUUUCCAUUAAUCAUUGGCCUUUUCGUUAUCCUCAUUGUCAUUUUUGUCAUAUGGAGAUGCCUGUUUAAAAAGAAAAUGCGUAGACAGUCGGUGUACGUGCACAGGGGAGCCCACGGUGACGGUGCUGUGGCUGAUGGCAGAGGCCCUGUCCCGCCGCCCCUCAGCAUUGUUCAUUCCCCACAGGAGGAAAUGUAUGAAGUCAGUGGGCUCUCCCCGGGAGGUCUGAGCUAUUCGGAUGCACGGUCGGACUCGAUAUCCACCAGGCUCUCAAACUGUGAUCCUCCUCCUUCCUAUGAGGAAGCCACUGGUGAGAUCAGUGUGAGAAGAAGUGACACUGAGCAACAUUUAGAUCCACCCCCGCAAUACGAAGACAUUGUGAAUUCCAGCUCAGCCGGUGCGAUUGCACUAACUCCCAUUGUCACCAGUGCUAAGUGAAACCAGAAGAAAGCCACGGACCUUUUAAAAAUCAGUAAUCAUUUUGUAGCACUUUAUCUUGGCAUAUUAUGCAUUUCUGUAAUUUGAUGGACUUGUACAAUGGAUUUCACUUUUUAUUAGGUUCACUCGUUCUUUGGGUUUGGGAUUUUUUUUCCCCUACAGAAGGUCUUAAAAGAUAAGGAAUCUGUAUUGAGAGUGUAGUGCAGAUACAAGUGUGGUGCUCUGUCAUACUUCUCAAAAGUACCUCUGUUUUGGGGGAUGUCACUUGUUUUAUUCUGAACAUGUCCACGUUCCCCACAAGAUUUGUGGGAUUCCCCUCCCCUUUCUUACUGCAGACUGUCAUAAUUCCCUGCAAUAGGGAAUCCUUAAACAACAUUUUAAUAGUUAGUUACACUAAAGGGGCCUGAUUUUACAGUAUUGCCUCGUCUGGUAGGUUCUUUUUUCUCACUUGGAUUUUUGUUACAUGAUGAACCCUAUCCUGGACCCUCAGGAGGCUGAGGGCAGGAUGCCUUUGUGUUCAAACCAGGAUUUCAUUUAGAGAAUGCUGGUGUAAUAGCAAUAAUUUCAGAGUCCUAGCAGAAGAGGUGUGUUCUAAAGCUUUUGCUAUUACAGCUCAAAAUUCUGUAAAUGUUUAGAAGCUAAAAAUUCAAAACACUGAUUAGUGGAUUUAAUAGUGUUUGGUUUUGUCUGUGUUCUGCCUUUCCUGUUUUCCCGUGUGUAUUCCAGAGGUGAGAAGUAUGCAUGUUAACUUUAGAACAAGAAAGUUCAUGCAACAGUAAAUAAUGAAAUACUGAAAUACUCAAGAGUGGAUAAAAUCCUGGUCAUAAAUUUUCUCCCAUAGUCUUCACUGGGACCAGGAUGUUAUCUAUAAGCACAUAACCCAAAGGUAUUACUUUUCCUUAUAAAAAGGAAAAAGGAAAGCAAUUCAGUGUGUCUUCCUUUUUCCCCCAACUAUGAAAACCUUCCUCAAGGUUUCCCCAGCUAUGAACCCCUUCCUCAAAUUCUGAUACUCUCCUGCCUACUUACCUGUACCGUGUGUGCACCUUGUAUUGGUGCCUUUGGAAAUCCUUUGCAGAGAAUAUAGAUACCUUUUUGCAACAACAAAUAUAUUCAUUGCUUACCCAUUCCAACAAGGAAUUCUAAGAACAUGCAGGCAUAACCCCAAGCAUUAGUGUGGAGUGACUUUUUGAGGAUGAAGAGAUGGAUGCAAAUUAUCUACAGGCUUGUACAAAAUUUCACCUACCUGGUUUAGAUGCUGAUGAUAGUUAGGGUGGUGAAAGUUCUAGUGUGGUGAUUCCUUUUUUCCCAGCUUGAUUUGAAAGUUCAUUGCUUGAUUUAACUUCUGAAUAUUAGUUUCAGUUUUCUUUCUUCCCACACCAAGGUAGUGUGGCAUUAGCUCAGUACUGUUCCAUGUUCUACUAUUCAAUCAGCACCAACUGAAGUGUGUUUGGCCCUGAAGAACUAAAUUAUGUUAUGUUGGCUUUCUUAAAACAGAAACACAAACUGCAUCUUGUUUCAAACGCCCCAAAUGAAAUGCCAGUGCCAUACAUUUGAAAUUGCUCUUAAAGUCCAUCUCAUGGGGGCUUGGCCCACCUUUUCCCAAAGGAUUUUUAUGGACAGAGACUGGAAAAAAAUAUGUGAUCAUAGAUGAGUGUGUAUAUGCACACUUUGGUAAGAAUUUGAUCUGAUGUACUGACAAGUGGAGUAAGGAUUUUAUGAUUAAUUUAAUGUUCUCAUUUUUGACAAAGAGUAGGUUGCCAAAGUUGUCUGCUGGGGAUCUCCAGUUGCUAAGGCAAGUUAUGUUAGAGUUAAUAGAUGAACCCCUGGCCAAACUCCUGACUCCGUUGUCAAAACUGUAACUCUUAUUUAUGCAUAUUAUAUAUAAUAGAUAUUGGGCAGAUAAGUAUAAUAUUUUGGACACUUGUAGUAAAAAUUGCCUGGGUCUUGUUUGUGGGCUGUCUGACCUUUUCUUUUGAAGUGGUUUUAGCCCUUCCCAAAGCUUUGUU